Molecule: messenger RNA, 2591 nt
Organism: Anarrhichthys ocellatus (wolf-eel)
Lineage: Eukaryota; Metazoa; Chordata; Actinopteri; Perciformes; Anarhichadidae
Gene: cap1
Product: CAP, adenylate cyclase-associated protein 1 (yeast)
Exons: 13
Coding region: 118-1530 (470 amino acids)
Biological process (GO): actin filament organization; cytoskeleton organization; cell morphogenesis
Cellular component (GO): cytoplasm
Molecular function (GO): actin binding; adenylate cyclase binding
Source: RefSeq, a predicted model, not a curated record
UGGGUAAAUCUACCGACAUACAGGAAGAAAAAGACGAAGCCCAGUCGUCUGCUCUGCAAGCCCGCACACUCCCACGGUGACAAACGACCAAAUCACUGCUUGACCAGUUUAGCAGGUAUGGCUGAGUUGGCGAGUCUGGUGCAGCGGCUGGAGGUGGCGGUGGGUCGCCUGGAGUCCAUCUCAGGACCCGGAGGCAGCGGUGGAGAUUGUGCUGGGGGAGCUGUGUCGGUGUUCGUGGAGGCCUAUGACGAGAUUAUCAGCGGUCCCGUGGCUCAGUACGUCUCCCUCAGCCAGAAGAUCGGGGGCGAUGUCAAGACUCAUGCGGACAUGAUGAAGCAUGCGUUCUCCAGUCAGAGACAACUCCUCGCAACCGCCUCCUCCUCCCAGAAGCCCUCUGAGGCAGUUUUGGCGACUCUCAUGCAGCCGGUGUCCAAAGCCAUCCAGCAGGUGCAGGAGUUCCGCGAGCAGAACCGCAGGUCGCCACAGUUCACCCACCUUUCUGCUGUGAGCGAGAGCGUGCCUGCCCUCGGAUGGGUCGCCAUGGCUCCUAAACCAGGCCCCCAUGUUAAAGACAUGCUGGAAGCUGCCAUGUUCUACACCAACCGUGUGCUCAAGGAUUACAAGGAAACGGACAAGACACAUUUGGAGUGGGUGAAGGCCUACGUCUCCAUCUGGACUGAGCUGCAAAACUACAUCAAACAGCACCACACCACCGGGCUGACCUGGAGCAAGAGCGGUCCCGUAGCCUCCGCCUCUGCAGCUCCUCCCAGGGCUCCUGCUGGUGGAUGUCCUGCCCCACCUCCCCCCGGACCUCCUCCUCCUCCCAUGGACUUGAGCGGAUCGUCUGGCGGCGGUGGCGAUGACAACCGUAACGCUUUGUUCGCCUCCAUCAACCUGGGGUCAGACAUCACCAGCGGCCUGAAGCAUGUGAGCGACAAAGAGAAGACCCACAAGAAUCCUACGCUGAGGAGUAAUGCUCCAGUACGUACUGGACCAAAACCUUUCGCCUCCCCCCCUCCCCGACCUGCCGCGUUUGCCACCCCGACCCCUAAGCAGCCCCCUGUGUUUGAGCUGGAAGGGAAGAAGUGGAAAGUGGAGAACCAAGAGGGAGCGCAGGACCUGGUGAUCAGCGACACUGAGCUGAAACAAGUGGUUUAUGCUUACAAGUGUAACAAGAGCUGCCUGCAGGUCAAGAACAAAAUCAACUCCAUCACUAUAGACAACUGUAAGAAACUGGGCCUGGUGUUUGACGAUGUCGUGGGCAUCGUAGAGAUCAUCAACUGCAGGGACAUCAAGAUCCAGGUUAUGGGUAAAGUCCCCACUAUCUCCAUCAACAAGACUGACGGCUGCCAUGUCUACCUGAGCAAAGACUCGCUGAGCUGCGAGAUCGUCAGCGCCAAGAGCUCAGAGAUGAACAUCCUGGUGCCCGAAGGAGACGGAGAUUUUACGGAGCUCCCUGUUCCUGAGCAGUUCAAGACCGUCUGGGACGGCAACAAGCUCGUUACCACGUCAACGGAGAUCUCCGGAUAGACGCGGGCAGCAAAUAAAAUGGCCGCCCUGUCCUCGGUACCAUCCCCACCCUUUUUUUGCAAACGCCUUCCUGGCUGAUCGACCGCCCCACCAGCUAACUCUCACACUGUAGACUUGAGAUUUGGACCUCGUGUGUUAUACCUCCCCUCCCUCCUUUUUAAUCAGCCAAUCGCAUCUUAAGCUGUCCCCUUCCAUCAGCCAAUGAGAGGACUGCUCACUUUUAUCUGGAGCAAAAUCCUCCAGCCAAUCAGCAGGGAGCGGCUUGUUUUUCCCUGUGAGCCAGAGAGCACUUCUCCAAAACAUUCACGAGUUUUCCCAAUAGCUGCGAUGCUCUGUACAAUGUUUCGUAUCUAUCUGGAUAAUGCUAAGCUAAAUUUAACAUGUAGAAUAGCCAACAUGAGAACAAGCAUAUUGAUUCCUCUGCAAGCCAAUCAGGCGCUACUAUCAGGAGGCUUCAGGCUGUCGUUUCUCCUCUUCCUGGUCCGGAGGGGCUGGUAGGUUUCUGUUCCAUUAUAUGCAAUCCACUGGGGAAGCACUUGUCAAACAAAGGAUAAUAGCAUCCAUAUCACCUCUGCUGAUGUUGAUAAUAUUAACAUUCAUAGUGGAUAAUAAUAUGAAGAAAAAUUAAGAAAAGUCAGCACUCGGCACAUAAAUAGGAGUAAAAACAAGCUGUGUGCGCAUCAUGAAACUCCAUCUAGUUGACGUUUGAACAGUUAGAGUAGCAGGAAGAAUUUCAUUCCACGUGCUUUCCCUUUAACCCGCACAUAGGACAUUCCCGAGUAUUAAAAAACAUUCCAUGUAAAAGGAGGCAUGUAAGAAAAUGUUUGCGAUAAAGAGUAGUCGAAUAGUCUUAAAAUAUUAGCCAUCGACGUCUCUCCACUCGCUGAUUGCUCACGUCGACUCUCUCUGGCUAUCUUCAGCUCUUGAAGCUCUUCGCUGAAUUUUCAUUUAUGUUGACUCUUCUUUUUCUUUUUACCUCUAAUUCUUUUUGGAUCCAAAAAUCUGAAUUCUGCUCAUUAGUACUGGAGACAUCAUUAAAAAAAUGUUGCAAUAAAAAUAAA